This is a messenger RNA of Spodoptera littoralis (African cotton leafworm), 2566 nucleotides long. NCBI's taxonomy places the organism in Eukaryota, Metazoa, Arthropoda, Insecta, Lepidoptera, Noctuidae. The record is from the annotation of a GenBank genome assembly.
GUCUGUGAAAAGUGGUCAAAGUGGUUGAUUGUUCGUUGAAUUUUGGUCGCUGCUGUGCGUAAACGUGAAAUAAACACAGUCGCUUGAAUUGGGCCAUGGCGAACGAAAUAGUGUCCUUUUUUAAAAAACACAAUAGUUUAUAGACCUUGUUUAAUUUUCGUGAACGAAAGUCAUGAUGGAAAUUGUCGACGUUGAAGAAUGCCAGCCCGACCCUACAGCGGUCACUAGAAAGAAAAGUUUAUGGGCUAAAAUUAACAAUAGGACAACGUACAGUUAUUUAUUUAACAUCGUAGUAUCAAUACUGUUGCUCACAUGCCUGGUUCUGGUGCUUUAUUUUUUCAAGGAGUAUCUAAAGACGAUUUUAUACUGGGUAGACGCUCAGGAUCCGUGGAUAAUAUUUUUGUUAUUUAUGGGUUUAUUUUUGAUCGUCAGUUUUCCAGUGACGAUAGGAUAUUUAGUGUUGAUAAUAACUAGUGGAUAUUUAUUCGGGAUCGUUAAGGGUUUAGUAACUGUUUUGGUGAGUGCGAACUUUGGCGUGGCGGUGGCUCACUUUACCCUGAAAGCGUUGCGGAACUACCUGCCUCUGGACCGGCUGCUCAAGAACGAGACGGCGCGAGCCCUACUGAAGGUGAUCUCGGGGCCGCAAGCCUUCAAAAUUGUAUUUUUCGCGAGACUGACGCCAAUACCUUUUGGAUUGCAGAACACAAUAUUUGCUGUAAGUGACGUGGGUGGUUGUGGGUACCACCUAGCGACGAUGCUGGGCCUAUUGCCAGCGCAGGUGAUCAACGUGUACCUUGGUUCCACGCUGCGGUCCAUGCACGACGUGCUGCAUGAGUCCCACCUUACUGGAUACGUCGUGUUUGCGUUUCAGAUCCUGAUUGGCAUAACAUUGAUGCUGUGGGUGGUGCAGAAGGCGCGCAAAGAGCUUACGAUAGCCAUUAUGGCAGCGGAACUAGGUCGGGAGACGAUAUCCACCUCCACCAGCUCCUCAAUCAGCUAGCCAACACCCAGGGCUUCCACAGACGUGGACAGCGUCUCCGAGGAACCGUCGAGCUAGGGCUGGCCCUACGCCUGCUUUCGACACACGUUCGAAGCCCGCGAAGAAGAAACUUACGUAUGAAAUAAAGGGUUCGUUACAACCCUGUGAUAUUAUAUUAUAAUCGCCAUGUUACCUCCAAGAGGAUUAGAUUAAACUGACAUGUGAGGAACUCGGAAGGUUAUCGUUGAUAUUUGUGAGACUUUCCUUGUAUUAUAUUGUUUAUCGACAUAGGUGAGUAGUAGAUUAUGUAUAUGUGAUGUGUACUAAUGAAUCUCGCUCAGUAACUGACUGACGUGUAUGGAAUACUUAGUUUGACGUUUGACAGGACAACCCGUGCCUCAAGACAAGGUUCAUUGCCAACGACGGCGACGCAAGAAUUGUAAGUCGCGUUAAAAAGAUUUGCGUGCGAAAUUAAUACACGAUUGUUUCCAUGAAGUUUACGAUUGUACUCGGAUAUUUUCGCAAACGUUCGUCACAAAUGUUUUAUUGUAGGAAAUACCGCGAAAUAAAUUAUAAUUUGCUAGUUUUACGCAACUGCCGUUCAUGUCACAUGAGACUUUUGGCAAAUACCAGAGAUUAGGAUUUGUCGUCCAAUAUUGGGUAUUGAUCAUUAUCCAGAUUUGUCUGGAAACAUCUGAAAACCACGCGAGUCUUGUUAGGUUAUAGUAAUAAAUAAUUGUUAAGAGUAAAAUCUAGAUGAUUAACGUCUUCUGAUGGCAGCUAAAAUAUUUUAAUUUAUUUCAUUCUUACCGCAAAACGAUUUUUUUUAAAUAUUGAAAAAAUAUUCCUGCUCACGGGUACAAUCACUGUCAAACGUAUUAAGGGUAAUUGUUAAAAAAAUACGCGUGCAAACAAAUACAUGCUCAAAUAGCAAACCACAAAUUAAUAAGCAAACCUAAAAAGUAAAGAGUAUAAUUGACAAUUAUUUAUUAUAGAACCAUUUUGCACGAGUAAUUUUAUUAUUAUUAUAUUAUCAACUGAUAAUUCAAACACGUCGGAGGUCGGGACAAGGUCUGUUUUAUUACGGAACCAAAUAGCUUAAGUGAGUUGCACAUGUAAUUAUGUACUCUAUGGUGUAUAUAUAGAGUCCACUUAAACGUAAAACGCUAGCUAAACAGAUAAAUGGAGAUAACUCAUUUCAUGAAAACCCCGGGACGUCAUAAACGGCCAUUUUUAGUACAUUAUUGACAUUAUGUCAAUAACAUUCCUCGAGUGGAGUUUAUUCAAGUUUAAACGAUGUGUGAUAGGAAUUUGGUAUCUCCCUUUUUCUCAUCUGAUAUACAAUAGUUUAAGGAAAACCAAAAUAUUGUAUGAAAUGUACAUAGUCGGUAGAUUUUCCAGUUGGGUACCAGACAAUUUAUUUUUCAACGGUUUUUUCAGCAAAUGAAAUACUUUUCGGAAUUUAUAUUCGUAGUGUUUAGUAUUAAUGUUGUUGCCAAAUUUUAUCGCAGGUAAAGGAGUUUCGAUAUUUUACAUUUUAAGGUAUAUUUUUUUUAGAUGAUUCUUUUCGUGAUGAUCCUGGGCACA